AUGCUGUCUCUUCCUCUCAUUACGCCCCGCGACUCACAUGAACUCUGGUUCGGCUCCUCUCAAUUCCACCGCAGCUCAUAUCAACACCUCCAGUCGCCCGGGGACGAACCGCAGCACGGCCACCCACGUCGCAAUGGACAGAAUGGCCCGAAUGGACGAGCAGCAGGGACCCCGGGCAACAGCCUGUCGUCAUUGCAGCUCGAGGAGCGCGCCCUCCGCGCCCGCAAGAACAACAUCGCUUCGUUCGGAUACUCGUGGAUCAAGCCGGCCGGAUGCUCCAAGACCAUGCUGGGUAUGAAGGAGGAGGAGGCGGAACGGGAGGAGGCCCUUGCGGCCGCUGCGGCUGAGAUGGCUGCUGCGGCUGCGGCUGCGGCUGAUCCCGGCUUGGACGAGUUUGGGAAUCCGAUGCAUGACCAGGCGGAUGAUACGGGCAUGGAGCGGGAUUUGGAUGACGAUAUUCCCGAUGCGGAUGCGGACGCGGACGGGCUCGUGGAGGAAGGGGAGGAAGGACUGGAAGAGGACGAAGACGUGGAUGAGGAGGGAUACAUGGAGCGGGAUCUGGAUGAUGACAUUCCUGAAGCGUUUGCCGACGACGACGACGAUGAUGAUGAAGUCGAGGAGGAUGUGGAGGGAAAUGUCGACUUUGACAACCAAGCCGAUCUGGACGACGAGAUCCCUAGCGCAGCAGAUGACUACGAGGGCGAAGACAUGAGCGACGUAGUCGAGGAUGGCGACGAAGAAGCAUACGGGAUGGAGCGUGAUCUGGAUGACGAGAUUCCCGAGGCAGCCGAGGGUGGAUCGGAACAGGAAGAAGAAGAAUGGCAGCACACCGACACCGAUGCCGAGUUUGACGACGAAGAGGACCAGAGCUUCUUGCAUGACCGCUUUGCUGCACAGAACCUUCGAGCCAGCACAACCAGCAGUCGUGGCCUGCCCCCGCCGUCCGCCCGUCGCAGCCGGGAAACGCCAGCCCAGACACGAUUUCUACAACGCUGGAGCGGCGGCGGCGACGCGUUCGACUCUAGUGGCAUGAUGUUCGACGAGGAUGAUCUCCGUGCGUCGUUGGCAAGCCAAGCAAGCCGCCAAAGUGGCUUUGGCGGAUUUCCAAGACGGCCUAGUGGAAGGGAUAGUCUUGGAUGA
Aspergillus thermomutatus is the source of this 1140-nucleotide messenger RNA. RefSeq lists its product as uncharacterized. The transcript has 2 exons. Lineage: Eukaryota; Fungi; Ascomycota; Eurotiomycetes; Eurotiales; Aspergillaceae. The coding region runs from base 1 to 1140 and encodes 379 amino acids. The record is from RefSeq and is a predicted model, not a curated record. Gene Ontology annotation, cellular component: anaphase-promoting complex. Gene Ontology annotation, biological process: anaphase-promoting complex-dependent catabolic process.